This is a messenger RNA of Colletotrichum spaethianum, 2031 nucleotides long. Its product is annotated as transcriptional repressor rco-1. The record is from RefSeq and is a predicted model, not a curated record. NCBI's taxonomy places the organism in Eukaryota, Fungi, Ascomycota, Sordariomycetes, Glomerellales, Glomerellaceae. Gene Ontology annotation, cellular component: nucleus. Gene Ontology annotation, molecular function: zinc ion binding; transcription cis-regulatory region binding; DNA-binding transcription factor activity, RNA polymerase II-specific. Bases 1 to 2031 code for a protein of 676 amino acids. The transcript is spliced from 2 exons. Gene Ontology annotation, biological process: positive regulation of transcription by RNA polymerase II.
AUGGCCGUCGCAUCUUCUGCGAAGGCCAAGUCGGCCUGCAAGGCCAACGGCAACGGCAACAGCAACAACAACGCCAACUCCAAGGCAAAGACACAGAUGCACCGCCGCUCAAGAACAGGAUGCUACACUUGCAGAUUGCGCCGCAAGAAGUGCGACGAGGGCUCGCCAAUGUGCUCCGCUUGCAAACACCUUGGUUUGACAUGCGAAUACAAGCGGCCAAUGUGGUGGAGCAACAACGAUGCUCGCCGCAAGCACAAGGACGACAUCAAGAUGAUUAUCAAGCGCAAGAAGCUCUCGGAAAAGGCGUCGCACACCAUCCAGACUUCCGUCGGCUCGCCCCCGGGCCUGUCGCACUCGCUGCCCACCUCUGCCACCUUCUCCGACCCUCUUGACCGCACUCGCUCUGCCUCCAUCGACUCGCACUUUUCCACGGCUUUCAACUUCAACAGCCCGCCAACUGUCGGUGCCGAGUACGCCGCCUACAACCCGCAGAUGCACCCCGACUUCAUGUACGGCGGCUUCCCCUCGCCCUACGAGAUCGAUGUCAAGACGGAAAGACAGGUGUACAUGAACGAUGUGCCGACCCUGAGGGAGUCGACCAUUUCUACCUUCAGCACGUUUCACACUCCCCCUCCACCAGGAACCAUUUUGCCCUCGUCUGUACCACUCGAUGGUGAAUGGACCGAGCAGGUUUACUCGGAGCGCAAAGAAUCCCUCAGCGAGGAAGCCCUCAACGUCAACUUCUUCGACUUCUCCCAUGGCCCGACCAUGACCAGCCGCCAAAUCGCAAUUGAGCUCGACGAGAACGAUCAACGCCUGCUGGACCACUUCAUCCAGUUCGUCCUGCCCACCAUCUUCCCCAUCCUCGACACGAACCAACACGGCUCCGUUGGCUCUGACUUGAUCCUUCCGGCCCUCCAGAGCAACAAAGGCUACCUGCACUGCUGCCUGAGCAUCGCCGCCCAGCACUACAAGGCGACCAUGAACGUGACCGGCGAGGAGAUCGACCAGGACAUCAUGCGUCACCGCUAUGCCACCAUUUCGGCCCUCUGCGACGCUCUCACCAAGGACGAGAACCACCAGGAGAUUCUCGACGCUGCCUUGGGCCUCAUCUUCUUCCAGUGUGUCGUUGGCCGCUUUGACGAUGCCCUCCCCGACAUCCCAUGGCACCAGCACUUCCAAGCUGCCAUCAGCUUGGUGCAGAAGCUCGACCUCCCCCGCCUGGUGUCGGACCCCAAUGAGCAGAUGAACCAGACGCCCUUCAACAUGACCCUGACAUCUUGGAUUGACAUCCUCGGCGCGACAAUGCAAGGACAAGCUCCUACCUUCGCCCAUACCUACCGCGAGAAGCACCUGUCAAACAACCCCAGCCUUGGCCUUCGUGAGCUCAUGGGUUGUGACGACCGUGUCAUGUACCUCAUCUCCGAGAUUGCCUGCCUCGAGGCUCUCAAGGGUAGUGGCAUGGACGACAUCACUCUUUGCCAGCACGUGCACGCACUUGGCGACCAGAUCAACCUUACUGAGAUUGGCGAACCUGGUCCCAAGAUGCCUUACAACAACAACGGAAGCCUGUCGCCAAAGCAGCUUUCCAAGAACAUGACAGCCGCCUUCCGUCUUGCCGCGCGCAUCUACCUCUGCAGCUUGGUGCCCGGCUUCAACCCCGCGCAAGCUUCCUGCGUCGGUCUGGUUGAGAAGCUCGCCAACGUUCUCCAGCUCAUCCCUUCGGGACCUGGAGGCUUCGACCGCAGCCUCGUCUGGGUCUACCUAGUUGGCGGCUCUGUCAGCUUGCCUGGCAGCUCCUUCCGCGCCCUCUUUGAGGACCGCGUUGCUCAGCUUGGCGACGUCUCCGACUGCGGUUCAUUCGGCCGUGUCGCCUCGCUCCUCAACGAAGUCUGGAUGCAGACGGGCAACAUCAAGAGCAGCGAUAGCUGCGCUGGCAGCCCUGGUUCCUCGUCGGGAUCGGAGGCGGUAGCAUACAUCCACUGGCGGGAUGUCAUGCAGAUGAAGGGCUGGGACUUCUUGCUGAUCUGA